Molecule: messenger RNA, 1178 nt
Organism: Trichomonas vaginalis G3
Lineage: Eukaryota; Parabasalia; Trichomonadida; Trichomonadidae
Product: organellar and viral DNA polymerase type B
Exons: 1
Biological process (GO): DNA replication
Molecular function (GO): nucleotide binding; DNA-directed DNA polymerase activity; DNA binding
Source: RefSeq, a predicted model, not a curated record
AUGUUUAACUUACAAACAGGACCGAAAGAAGUAUUUCCAUAUAACUACUACAGCAGUGUUUUGUUAGCAAAUGACAACAGAACUGGUGUCAUUUCUGAAGCGUGUAAGUUUGUAAAAGAUAUUGAAACGUUCAUGAAAAACAUAGAUUCCAUCAAAGGUUGCAGAAUAGAUGAAAACCACUUCGACUUAGAAAAAUAUAGCUCAUUUUAUUGCAAACAAGAUGUAAGAAUUUUAAGAGAAGGUUUUGUUAAGUUCCGCAAUGACAUAUUGAAAGAGUUUGAUUUAAACGUUUAUGACUACGUUAGUAUUUGUUCAAUUGCUAACAAAUUAUUUGAGAACAGAGUAUACUUCCCGAAUGGAAAUCUUUAUGACCUCUCAAAUAAACCAAGAGAAUUUAUUUCGAGAUGCAUUCAAGGUGGAAGAUGUAUGCUGUCAGAUAACAUUAAACAAAAGAGCGAAAAGAAACUCAUUGCUGACUUCGACGCUGUUUCAUUAUAUCCAUCAGCUAUAGCAAGACUCUAUACUUUAGAAGGUAUACCGAAAGUAUUGAAGAAAGAAAUGUUAAGCACAGAGUAUCUCAUGAGACAUUUAUUCGAUGACGACCAAAAGGAACCCAUUGGUGAAAAGUUUAUGUCUGGCUUCUUUGUUCUCAUUAAGAUAACAGAGAUUGGAAUACAUAGACACUUUCCUUUAAUAGUUUGUGACCCUGAACUAAAUCCAGAACUUAACGUUCCCAGAAGUUCAAACACUUGCUGUUUAAUGUAUGUUGACCAUAUAACAUUACAAGACCUCAUAAAAUAUCAAGGUGUCAAAUGUGAAGUGUUGCAAGGAUACUAUUACGAUGGAAACAGAGAUAUUAGAAUAAGAGAUGAAGUAAAGAAGUUGUUUGAGUUAAGGUUAAAGUAUAAGAAAGAAGGAAAUCCUUUGCAAGAAAAUAUAAAGCUCAUUCUGAACAGUAUUUAUGGCAAAACUAUUCUAUCUCCUAUUGAGUCAAAAAUAACCAUAGUAGAUGACAAAGAUGCUAUAAGAUAUGCUAUAAGAAAUUACAACCAUAUAGUGAAGUUCGAAGGUUUGGAUGGUUCAGAUAAAACUAUUUUCAAGCUAACGAAAAGCAUUUGCAGACACUUUAACUUCUGUCCACUUGGUGUUAACAUUCUAUCUAUGUCGAAGAGAAUAAU